Haliotis rufescens (red abalone) is the source of this 2235-nucleotide messenger RNA. RefSeq lists its product as uncharacterized. Bases 191 to 2110 code for a protein of 639 amino acids. Gene Ontology annotation, biological process: positive regulation of DNA-templated transcription. Lineage: Eukaryota; Metazoa; Mollusca; Gastropoda; Lepetellida; Haliotidae. Gene Ontology annotation, molecular function: ubiquitin-protein transferase activity; zinc ion binding. The record is from RefSeq and is a predicted model, not a curated record. Gene Ontology annotation, cellular component: chromatin; nucleoplasm. The transcript has 6 exons.
UGUGUACCCGUGUCGCCGACUACAGAAAAAGUGUGGCGUGACCUUAGAAUUAAGUUAUCUUCCUGACAAGGAUACGUCUUCCUUUGCGGAGAGCGAUCUGUGUACCCGUGUAGCCGACUACAGCAAAAGUGUGGCGUGUCUAAAAGCAAGUACUGUGCACAACUUGGACAUCAUAACACUAAACAGGACAAUGGCGACUGCAGUGAAGCUACCCCAGUGUAGAGUGUGUCACACCUCGUACAAGUAUGGUGGGCCUGCUCCACACCUCCUACCUUGUCUCCACUCGGUGUGUCAGACAUGCCUAGACACUGACACCGCUGAUACACUGACGUGUGACAUAUGCCAGGAAACAUUCAAUAAAGAACACACUGAUUUCCCUCCCGAUGUCGUUGUCAUCAAAGAUAUCUUCCACCAAACUGCUGAAAACGAUGGUUCCGCCGUGCUUUGUACCAAUAGAGAUGAUGGCAACCAAGCAAUGUCCUGGUGUGAUGAAUGUGAAGCCUUCUUUUGUGAGCACUGUCAGGCCAGUCAUGAAAAUAUGAAGUUGACAAGAUCCCAUGCAGUUGUGACAUUGGCAAACCUGAAGUCAUCUGACGUAGAACCUACUCCUAAGACUGUCUACUGCACAGAACAUGCUGAUCAUCCUCUUCUGCUCUAUGAUGAAACAUGUGAGCAAAGAAUAUGUUUCAGAUGUAAGGAGAAUCAUAGCGACUGCAAGGUGAAUGACAUAGCUACAGCAUUUCAACAUCUGAAGGAGACCGUACUGGAGGAAGGACAGAAAGGCCUCUCUAAGAAGAUAGAAACAAUCAGAGCCAUCAAGGACCAGGUACAUGAAGUUGUCAAGAUGUCAGAGGUGAAAGAGAAGGAACGGAAGGAGUUCUUAAAGCAUACGUUUUCUGAGCUGAGAAAUACUUUAAAUCAGCGAGAAGAAGGGCUUUCGCUACAACUGGAUCAAAGUUUCAGAGCUGUAUAUGAUAUAAAUAACUCACGGCUAUCCAAGUUGGAAAUGGAGGAAGCCAAAUGUGACACAGCACUUGGGUAUUGUCAGAAAUUCGCUGCCAUGUCUAGUAUGGACGCACUCUUCAGGGCCAGAAAGACAGUAGUAUCCAGAACCAAUGAGUGUAUUACAACUGAGCUUCCCCAAGUGAGAGAUACAGAGGCUGCAGUCACUCUAUCUAGACAGGACUUUACAGACCUGAAGCAAUUGAUUUCUUCCUUUGGAGGGUACUACAUACCCAUGGACCCUCAGUCAGAAAGUAACCCAGAGGGAUCUACUAUGAAUGCUAUGCAAACAAAGAUAAACAAGCUUGAAGCUGAUAACAUGUUACAUCUGCAGGUUAUAAAGAAUCGCGAUCAACAGAUCGAACAGCUUUCGACAACAAUGAAGUCUUUAGAGUGGGUGUCCAGUGUAGCUGUCCACUUUCUGCCUGCCUCAGAUGCCCCUUUUCCUGUUCCUCUUCUCUGUAUACAUCUAAAAUAUGACAAAGACAGAGUCAAUCUCGACUCCGCCCACGUCAACACAGAAGGAGACCUGGUCAACAGGAAGUCGGGCACUAGACCUGCAGGGGAGGGGAGACUGAAGAAGUACUGUGGCACAUGUAGCACUGCCCCCCUCCCCCGGGCUGGCUGUCCCCAGUACUGGGAGGUGUUGUCUAGGGUCAGUCUGGACAAACCACUCACAGGGGACGCGCUCAUCCUGGAGGUGGGUGUAUGCAGUGAGGAGCAGAGGGACGUGCAUCAUUGUAUAGGUGAACAACAGACCUCCUACAGCCUGGAUGUCGUCCAGUGUACUACACACGGCGGGAUAUGCAGGAGGACAUUGAAGGGGGGGAAGUGUGUGCUGUGUCUGCCCGACACUCUCCCCAACACAGCAGGGGCAUCACACACACUACAUUACGGUGUUGUCUAUGAUGACGCCAGGAAGAAGAUUGUCUUCAUUGAUGUGAAGGAGAAUAAAGUGAUGUCGACGUUAGACAUUGUAGACUCCAGUCAGCCACUGUGGCCGAUGUUCGGGGUGUAUAAUGUCACUGUCAGCAUGACACUUGUAGUGGGCAGCGACAUCAACAUGACAGAGGAGAAGAAAGCAAUGAUUGUCAAGUCGCUGUCGUGAUGGUGACAAUGAUUGUCAAGGCGCUGUCGUGAUGGUGACAAUGAUUGUCAAGGGCUGUCGUGAUGGUGACAAUGAUUGUUAAGGGGCUGUCGUGAUGGUGACAAUGAUUGUCAAGGCUUUGUCCU